AGUCUUAGGUCUAGCUACUCGUGAUACAGCCGUCUCUUUGACAUCACUUACCAACCAAUUCAAUCUCCAAACAUUACCAUGUCUUCUCAAGCAAACAACAACAACGACAAUGCCAACAACGGCAUUCGGCCUCCUCGCCCGGAGGACUUCUUCGCCUCCUUCUUCCCGGGUCUGAACCCGCCCACCGGCAGCGGUGUUGAUCAUCGCGGCAACGACUUCUUUACCCACUUGGCCGGUGCCUUUCACCCUCCUCCUCCUCCGCCGCAUGCUGGCCCCUGGGGCGGUCCUACUUUCAGCGGUGACUUUGAUGACUGGAACCCUUGGUUGCACCACGGGCCCCCAAGGCAUCCUCGUCGUGGGGGCGGCCCUCAUCGCCAUCGUCAGGGCCACGGCCAUGGCCCUGGACCCCGAGGCCAUCACGCCAGGGACGAGCAGCAGCAGCCUCGUGAUGCGGCCCCUGCCAACGAAGACGUACCCGAUCCCGCAGAAGUGACGCCCGACGAGGACUCACCCUCUUCCUCCCCAGGUGGAGCUCGCCAGUGCCCGCGCCGUGAGCAACAAUUCAACCCCUGGGCGAAUGCUGCGCAGAGGGUGAGCGAGGCUUUGAAGAACCACCUUCAGAACUACAACAAUGCUGCCUCCUCCUAUACCACGAACAACGGUCCCAAGAAUGCCGACAAUGAUGUCGACUGCUUCACUCCCCCCAUGGACCUUUUCGACGCCGUCACGACUUAUACCCUGCACAUUUCCCUACCCGGUGCAAAGAAGGAAGAUGUCGGUAUCUCCUUCGACCCCGAGACCGCCAAGCUGUCCAUCUCCGGAGUCAUCCACCGCCCCGGCGACGAAGAGUUCCAGAAGACGCUUGUAGGCAAGGGCGAGCGUACCGUGGGCAUGUUCAAGCGCGAGGUUGAGCUGAAGGAUGAGGUGGACGCGGCGGGUAUCACCGCCAAGAUGGAGGACGGCAUCUUGAUUGUGACCGUGCCGAAGGUCGAGAAGGGGUGGACUGAGAUCCACAAGAUCGAAAUCGAGUAAGAAGAGAUACUCUAGACACUGGUGGACAAGGUGAUUAGCGAUGUUGCUUGGGUUCUUACUGGAAUUUGCAAGAUUAGCGUUAGAUAAUCAGGUUCUGAAAUAUGCACUUAAUCAACAAUGAAAGAUAUGGUAAUAAUCUUGCCGUGCCAGUCUCGUGGACUUGGAGUGGUGGUAGUGACAUGUCGAGCAGCCAGACCAAUGUUUAGUAGUGUUUGAUAAAGCCUUUCCACGAUAAUGACUUAGCCACCCACUAUUAUCUCACAAGGGGACAAGACAUCGACGGUCGCAACGUUUUGUCGAUCUAGCUCAGGAUAUCACUAG
Messenger RNA from Emericellopsis atlantica, 1353 nucleotides. Its product is annotated as HSP20-like chaperone. The record is from RefSeq and is a predicted model, not a curated record. Gene Ontology annotation, biological process: response to hydrogen peroxide; protein complex oligomerization; protein folding. Lineage: Eukaryota; Fungi; Ascomycota; Sordariomycetes; Hypocreales; Bionectriaceae. The transcript has a single exon. The coding region runs from base 79 to 1032 and encodes 317 amino acids.